Molecule: messenger RNA, 405 nt
Organism: Vicia faba (fava bean)
Lineage: Eukaryota; Viridiplantae; Streptophyta; Magnoliopsida; Fabales; Fabaceae
Source: the annotation of a GenBank genome assembly
AUGGGAGAGAUACAUUCAGCUUACAUUCUAUCCACUGAACACCGUCCCAACUCCUCUACCUUUGUCAAAGUUGAUACAAUUCCCAUCAUCGACCUCUCACAAACGAGCCAAAAAAACCUCAUCUCAGAGAUUGGUAAGGCAUGUGAAGAAUGGGGAUUUUUUCAUAUAAUCAAUCAUGGAGUUUCCUCUGAUCUUAUCAAUAAGGUUGCAAAUGAGACCAAAAAGCUUUUUGAACUAAGUAUGGAGGAAAAAAAGAAAUUGAGAAGAGAUGCAGUGAAUGCAACGGGAUAUCAUGAUUCUGAGCAUACUAAUCUCACAAGGGAUUGGAAAGAAGUUUAUGAUUGUCUUAUUAAUGAAGGAAUACAAUACCCUUCUACUGAUGAUCCAAAUGACUUGGACCUAUGA